This is a messenger RNA of Pelobates fuscus (common spadefoot toad), 665 nucleotides long. RefSeq names its product placenta associated 9 (gene PLAC9). NCBI's taxonomy places the organism in Eukaryota, Metazoa, Chordata, Amphibia, Anura, Pelobatidae. The transcript is spliced from 4 exons. The coding region runs from base 223 to 543 and encodes 106 amino acids. The record is from RefSeq and is a predicted model, not a curated record.
GCAUGCUGGAUCACUAGGUCUGCUGUUAAAGACAGAAUGUAAAAAAAAAAAAGGGAAAAAAAAAAUAGGGAAUUUGGCCAGUUCUGUGCUUAUUUGCUUCCCUUCCAGCUACGAUCAGAUUGUCCUUCUCUCUCUCUCUCUCUGUUUAAGUGUGACACAUCACAUUCAUUCCAGGAGGGAUUGCUUGUCUGAUUAGUGGGUUUAACCAGCUUGAUUUUGUGGAUGGAUUUUGUCUACUGCAUCAAAAUGCACAUCACUCUUCCCAUUUCGAUCCUGUUUCUGGUGCUGGUGGAUAUCAAUAUUGCAGAGGCCGAUCCUGUAAUCGCCUUCCAUGAAAAUAGAGAGAAAGAUGGCAACUUGUGUAAUGAACAUUUGAGGCUGCAUCAACGCUUAGAUGUCAUAGAGGAGCAAGUGGAAAAGACUGUGGAAAAUCUGUAUUCAGAGAUGAAUUCAUUGCUGGAGUCUUUAUCAGCGGCAUCAUGGGCACUACCAGUCAUUCCUGGCCCCCCUGUCUUGGAUAUAUUUGAGGAGGAUUCCAGAUAAUGAUGAUUUUCCACACACCCUUAUCUGACACAAUCUCCCUCCUUCGUCACACAAUUUCAUAGUCUUUUCUUAUGUGCACUUUGUGAUUUAUAGAAGUUUUAUAUGAAUAAAAAAAACAAAAA